Molecule: messenger RNA, 2163 nt
Organism: Rhododendron vialii
Lineage: Eukaryota; Viridiplantae; Streptophyta; Magnoliopsida; Ericales; Ericaceae
Product: protein FAR1-RELATED SEQUENCE 4-like
Exons: 4
Coding region: 10-2037 (675 amino acids)
Biological process (GO): DNA transposition; regulation of DNA-templated transcription
Molecular function (GO): zinc ion binding; transposase activity; DNA binding
Source: RefSeq, a predicted model, not a curated record
GCUGAAGCGAUGCAUCGUUAUUUCAUGAGAAUGAAGGCCGACAAUUCUGACCUUUUUUUUGCAAUGGAUUUGAAUGAAAAGGGUCGACUACGGAAUGUUUUUUGGACUGAUGCAAGGAGUAGGGCAGCUUGUAAGGAGUUUGGUGAUGUUGUGACCUUUGACACAACGUACUUGGUAAACAAGUAUAACAUGUCUUUUGCUUCAUUUGUAGGUGUAAACCAUCAUGGUCAGUCGAUUUUAUUGGGAUGCGGGCUCAUUUAUCAUGAAGAUACAGAGUCAUUUUCGUGGUUAUUUGAGACUUGGAAGACAUGCAUGUGGGGUUGUGCUCCGAAAGCAAUGAUUACCGAUCAGUGUAUGGGCAUGAAGAAUGCUGUAGAAAAUGUAUUCCCUGACACCCGACAUCGGUGGUGCAUAUGGCAUAUAAUGAAAAAGUUGCCCGAAAAGUUGAAUGGGUACAACGACUAUGAGAAAAUUAGUUCGUGUAUGCGCAAGGCAGUAUGGAAUACAUUGACGGUAGAACAAUUUGAGAAUGCUUGGAAUAGGUUCAUCACAAAGUAUGAGCUUCAAACUAACACAUGGUUAGAGGGGUUGUAUCUGGAGAGAAAACGGUGGAUUCCUGCCUAUGUGAAUGGUUGUUUUUGGGCGGGAAUGUCAUCCACUCAAAGAAGCAAGAGUAUGAAUUCAUAUUUUAAUGGUUACAUAAAUUCAAAGACGACCUUGAAACAAUUUGUAGAGCAAUAUGAAAAUGCAUUGGCAAACAAGGUGGAGAGUGAAAACCAAGAAGAUGAGAAAAGUUGGCGAACUUACAUCCCCUUAAUAACUCAAAGUGACUUUGAGAAACAAUUUCAAAGUGUUUACACAAAUGACAAGGUUAGAGAGUUUCAUGAAGAAUUUUUUGAAAGACUUGAGUGUUCUUGUAGUAAAAUAAAAGAAAGUGUGUCUGAAUAUGAGGUAAAAGAAUGGGUUACAUAUGGAGAAGGAGAAGGGAGAAAGAGAAUUCAAGUGUCGUUUAUUGUUGAUUUCAAUGCUGAAACCAAUGAUGCACAUUGUAAUUGUCGAUUGUUUGAGUUCAAAGGAAUGGUUUGUAGGCAUCAACUCAUGGUGUGGAGUCAAAUGGGAGUUGAAAGAGUGCCUGACAAGUAUGUCUUCAAAAGAUGGUGCAAAAAUUUGAAAAGGGUCCACACUAAAAUUCGGAUCAGUUAUGAUAAGUCCUCAACGUUAAUUGAAGCGCAUCGGCAUGACAACAUGUGCAAUCUCUUUAAUGAGGUUGUCGAUUUAGCAGAAGAUUCUCAAGAGAAGUAUAACAUGGUGAUGACACGGGUACGCAAGCUAAAACGAGAGUUGAUGGAAGUUUCGGUCGUUUGUGAAAGUAAUGUGGUUUCACUUGGUGAUGACACGGGUACUCGUAUUGUGGACAUUUCACUUGGAGAUGGGGUUAUACCUUCUGGAGAUGGGGUUAUACCUUCCAAACAGAGCACGAACAUACUUGACCCGGAAAGUCUUCGAAGAAAAGGGAGGCCGCCGUGCAAAAGGAAGCGAGGUGUUGUGGAAAAAGCAGUGAAGAAGAAAAGAGAAACAAAAAAAAAGACGGUAUCUAAUGAAAAUGUCAAGGAGGUUGAGAAAAUUGCACAUUGCCAUGAGUUUGGGACACAAGAGAGUGUAAUAAAUGGCAACCCAAGCUAUAUGGGGCAUUCAAUGUGGCCAAACAUGAUGCCCUAUAAUAUGCAAGCAAAUAUGGCACAAGGCAGAACCAUCUUUUCAUUUUCACCAACUUUUUGUCCAACCGGAACAAUCUUGAACCAAUUUUGGCCUUCUUUUUCAAGUUCACAAAGCCUAUUCAAUGGUCAAUUUUGGAGAGGUCAAUCAACUAUUAUGGACAGUCAAGUUUGGGGAGGAGGACAAUCAAGUUUUUUGGACGACCAAGGUCAAUAUUGGGGGGGACAAGAACCAAGUUUACAGCAAACUCAAGGGCAUGGAUGUGAAAGACGAGAAAGUUUCACAGAUAUGUUGAAUGCAACGAAUAAUGAUGGGGAAUAGUUCACUUGUUUGUUUAAUGGAAAUGAUGAAUAUGUAUUGUUAUUUUUAUUGGUCUUCACAUUGAUGAAUCUGUAUUAGUAUUAACAUUACGACGACUUUUGUUGAACUUGUGAAUGUUGCAAGGUU